This is a messenger RNA of Micropterus salmoides (largemouth bass), 2099 nucleotides long. Its product is annotated as serine/threonine-protein kinase/endoribonuclease IRE1-like. The transcript is spliced from 6 exons. Gene Ontology annotation, molecular function: protein serine/threonine kinase activity; ATP binding; RNA endonuclease activity. The coding region runs from base 1 to 1119 and encodes 372 amino acids. Gene Ontology annotation, cellular component: IRE1-TRAF2-ASK1 complex. Gene Ontology annotation, biological process: intrinsic apoptotic signaling pathway in response to endoplasmic reticulum stress; IRE1-mediated unfolded protein response; mRNA processing. Lineage: Eukaryota; Metazoa; Chordata; Actinopteri; Centrarchiformes; Centrarchidae. The record is from RefSeq and is a predicted model, not a curated record.
AUGCAACUAUCAGGAGCUGAGAUUGAGGAGGGAUUUCUGCGACUUCCAGAGCUUGAUCAUCCAUCUAUUGUACGAUACGUUGACUUUGCAGAGGAUGAGAACUUUGGAUAUCUUGCUCUUCAACUCUGUGAAUACACGCUGGAAGAAUACAUCAGAAAUAAUGAUGAAAGUCUGCUGAGAAAUGAACUGAUCAAACAGGUCCUCGAAAGUUUAACGGUGCUUCAUUGUCAAAAUCCUCCAAUUCUCCACCGGGAUCUUAAACCGCAGAAUGUUUUGAUCGAUGUUACUGGAAGGGCAAGAUUAGCUGACUUCGGCAUAAGCAGACGAUUACUCAAAGGCCAAACAGCUUACCGCACAGGCAGCGCAGGAACAAAAUGCUGGAUGGCCAAGGAGACUUUAGCAGAUGAAGCUGUCAUACCAUACAAGCCAAACACUGAUGUUCAGGUGGCAGGGAUGCUGCUUUACUAUAUCCUCUCUGGAGGACACCAUCCUUUCGGCGACCAGUCCUAUAAAGUUGAGAGCAACAUUCAUGAAGGGAACUACACUUUGGUCCAUGUUCCAGACAUGGUGGCAAAGGAUCUCAUUGAGCGGAUGAUCAAUAAAGAACCAAAGAAAAGACCCAAAGUGAAAGAAUGCUUGAGUCAUCCCUUCUUCUGGACCACUGAGAGGAGAGUUGAAUACUUGAGGAGGAUUGGCAACAGGGAGGAUGUAAAAAAGUGUCGAAAUGCUGACAAGGAAGUGAUUGAUUCAUUGGAAAAAUGUGCCGGGGAAGGAUUCUUCAAACAGUGGAAAAAUAAGUUUCCACCAGAGUUGAUCCAGAAGAUGGAUGCCAAGAACAAAGCCUACCCUGACAACACGCUGGGAUUACUGCGCUUCAUUCGAAACCUCCAUGAGCACUAUGAGGAGGAUGCAGCCCAAGUUGAUGUGACGACAAUAUUUCCUGAUCUCUUUGGAUGUGUUUUCAAGUUUGCCAAGACCCAAGGGUGGAAUUCUGAGACACCCUUAAAGGAAAUGUUUCGAAGUGAAGAUGUCACUACCACCUCUGUUAUGCCGUCCACAAACCUUAAGGAGCAUCUGGGCGUCCCAGUACAAGAGUCUCAACCCAGUGACUUGAAGUGAAGUAGGAUUCUAAAAAGACUAUAGACAGAACUUCUUGCUGUGAGGGGACAGUGCUGAAUCAAAAAGCAAUCAGAGAAAAGCAAAAUCAUGUGCACUUCCAAUGUAAGUCAUUAACAUGAACCAAAGCAAGACUCUAGCAACACUGGGCAAUGAGAUCAGACUAGAAAUCAUUAUUGCUAGACUAGGAAUAUUACAUUCAACAAGGUUUUGCACAUGUGGCUGUUUGCAGACCCUAAAAUUACAUUUUCCUCUGCCAUUAUUGUUUUCUUGUAUUGAAUUAUGUUAUUGCCAUUAUGAGAUAAUCUUUUAUCUUCCACUAAAAAGAUAUUUUGUGAAGGGGAAAGAAAUUACAUGAGCUUUUUAUACUCACAGAGGUACUACGAUUUCAGUCCUAAAAUGUCCUAAAUGGGAAAUUUUGAAAUUUAAUUUGAGCUGUAUGAAUCUGUAGAUGUUUCUAUGAAUUUAAUAUUCCUGUGCUAAUUGCUUUACACCCCGAAAGUAUAUGCCAAGACUUAAGAAAAAUGUACCUCACUGGUUUUCUUUUAUUUUCAUUUAGGGCAACUGAGGGUGUAAACAGGUGAGGUUGCCACUUGUCUCAUGUACUCUCACCCUGUGGUAAUGUACAGUAUGAUGCCUUAUCAGCACCGGGGUUCUUGCUCUGAUGGGCCCACAGUGCCUCCCUCUGGCUGUAUAUAACGUAUCACACCCAUUUGUUUUUUCCAUACAGGGAAUGUUUGUCAUACAAUUGUCUGAACUGAUUUUGGCAAAUUCUUUUUAGAUAAACUUAACAAACUCUAAAGUCUAAAAGUAAAUCUACUCAUUAAGUGAAUGAUAUUGCAAAUAAAAAAGAACAUAAUGACAUAUGCAAGCUUUACAACAUGUAGAUUCUUUUGUAUAGUUUUCUUUUUAAGCAUGUUGAAUGUUACUCCAAUAUAUAUUGUAUAUCAGUUGAGUAUCAAAAUAAAUGUGUAAAAUUAUGA